Theileria annulata is the source of this 3594-nucleotide messenger RNA. RefSeq lists its product as uncharacterized. Gene Ontology annotation, molecular function: protein binding. Gene Ontology annotation, cellular component: membrane. The coding region runs from base 1 to 3594 and encodes 1197 amino acids. The record is from RefSeq and is a predicted model, not a curated record. Lineage: Eukaryota; Apicomplexa; Aconoidasida; Piroplasmida; Theileriidae. The transcript has 25 exons.
AUGUCGUGUGUGUGGAUUCUUUACACAUUUUAUUCAGAAAUUUCUAAAAUCUCUCACCAGAAUAUUGUAAAUGGCUGUAAAUUAUCAUCUCUGAUUUCAUUAUUAUUCGUGUUGUUUUCUUAUAAUUUUGCAUACUCUGAAGAAUGGUGUAAAGUAGCUUCAAAUGAUUCUGAGCCGAGAUAUGAACAGUGUUUACCAGGUACAGAACAAAGCCUAGUUUACUGGAAUAAAUCAUUUUAUUUCGUUAUUUCACUUACACAUUUUCAGCCGGGAGGAAAUAACUUUCAGAAUAGUAGGAGAAGACAGUUAGUUGAUAGAGUAGACGUGGGUGACCCUAGGUCACUUGAACUAAAAUUAAAUGAUACAAAUUGGUCAUGCGAAAAGAUAGUAGUUUAUAAAGGAUCAAGAUUCUGGACUUUCGACUGCAUACCAUCCAAAUCUAGAAACAAAGAAGAACACGUCACAACAUACCUACUCUCAGGAAACAAGACAUAUACUGUUAGUGUUCAAACUGGAGGUCAAAAAGAUGCCGGCUCCAAUGGAACAAUUUCUCUAACACUGCUUGGUUCAUCAGGCAGGACUAACGAAAAAACUCUUUCUAACUCCUUUUAUCCCGCAUCCUACCAAACAUUUCAAGUCAAAGGCGCAGACGUAGGGGAUAUAAAUGGUCUAAUAAUUUCAAACGACGCAGUAAACGACCCUUGGUACUGCGAUAACAUCAGAAUCGCAUCUAAUGAAGUAGUUAAUUCAUUCCCAGUAAAGAGGUGGAUAGGAUACCCAUUUGAACCAUCUGUUGAAAUCUCAACUGAGUAUCUAACAAGCGUGGCAAAUUUAAAUGAAACCUCUCCACUAGACGUAAUGUGCAACACCAGAGCUGUUGAUAUAUAUUCCGGAACAUUUGUAAAACCUUUUAAUGUUACAGUUCGUUGUCCAAUGAAUUGCAAUAAUGACCCAUUAAUGUCAAUUGAGGGUUCUUCAAUCCACCCAUCAAGUACUUCUAUCUGCGGAGCAGCUAUUUACGAUGGAGUCACAACUCCCUCAGGAGGCCAGGUUGUCAUCUCAAUAGUUCAAUCAAUGGCAAAAUACUUUGGUGGUACUGGAUCCAACGGACUCAAAUCUGAGGAUUAUGAACCGCCCGCAGACAAAAACAACUUUAGUUUUUUCAUGUUUUUAGACGAGAGUAUCGAUGAAAUAGACAAGAGUGUCAGACUUGUCGAUGGAUUUGGAAAACUAACCUCCUUUGGGAGACUAGAAAUAUUUCGAAACGGUAAAUGGGGAACUGUUUGCAAAAGAGGAAAACAUUCUGUAUUUAAUAAUCAAUCUGCAACAUUUGUAUGUAACACCCUAGGGUUUAAAUAUGGAAUUAAUAUUGAAGAAAACUGCACCAAUGUUAAUAAUCAGAAUUUUUGUGCGCCUCCAGGAUAUCAUGUUUCAUGCUCUGGGUUAAAGUGUAAAGGAGAUGAAACCGAUAUUAACAAUUGCACACUAGAGGAACCAACAAUCGACUGUAAAAAUCACAAGGAAGAUGUUGUAGUGAAAUGCACAAACUUCUCACCAACAACUAACCUCGAAUAUGGAACGCUUAGGAUCGUGGAUUCAACAGGAGCCACAUCCUCAACGGGAACUGGACGCCUUGAAAUAUACAAUAAUGGUAAAUUUGUUAAACCUAACGCCAACCGUAGGUUUCGGGACGAUAAGGAAUGCUCAGACUUUAAUGGCUUGAAUCUUUGUGCUCAAGUCCACACAAAGAUAGCAGCAAACAACUUCAAGUGCAAUGGAGGCGAAUCUAAACUUAAGGACUGUGAGCACGAGUCUGGAGAUGAUAUCUACUGCACUCAUGACCAAGAUGUUAUCGUAUCAUGUAUAGGAAACGGGGACCCUAGUGAAUUUAGGAACUUGAAAAAAGUGGAACCAUUCGUACCCCCCUUAAAAAAAUUAUCGAAAAUUAUAAAUUUAUCAUGUUAUGACACCCUCACAUCGCAUUCUCAAUUUCAGGGUGAAUAUGGCUCGUUUAAAGUAGCAUCAUGUCCAAUGGGAUGCAUGGACGAACCUGCAUCAAUUAAGGGAACAUAUAUAUACACCAGAGAUUCAUCAAUUUGCAAGGCGGCAAUACAUUCUGGAGUUCUCGACAACAGCGGAGGUGAAAUAGUUGUAAUCAUUUCCUACGCUCAAGAGCACUUUUACGGAACAUCAAUGAAUGGUGUUGAAAGUUUAAGCCUAUCUAGGUCGGGAGAUGAUUCUAGAGAGAAAGCCUUCAUGGUGUCGAAACCCACAAAAUAUAUAAUGUCAAAGGUUGAAAAGGAGGUUUUGGAAACUUCUAAAGCCAACGGCUUUAAUGGGAAUCAUGCUGACUACAUUAAUACUAAGGAUUUACCCGGUUCGAAGCUGAUAAAGACAUUUAGAGAUGCAACAUUUAUAUUUGAAAUUGUUCCAACAGGAGGAGUUGGAAACUGGUCCACCAUAUUUUCAUUUCAAAGUUGUGGAGGAUUUUUGUGUUCUAUUGAUAACUUCGGUGAGCUUGUUUUACAAGAAAAUUGCAAGCCAGAGCUUGUUAAAACUUCUUAUUUUCCAACUAUGGGAAAGAGGGCACACAUAUCAAUCUUGUAUUAUGUGUUAACUAAGGACAUUUCUGUAUUCGUCGACGGUGUUCCAGUGACCAAUCAACUCACCACUUUUGAUCUUAACUUCCAGGGGGAUUUGAUAUUGGGGAAGAUGGCUGAUACUGACUCGGACUAUUUCAAGGGCCACAUAUUGGGCUUUCAAGCCUUUGACUAUGUAAUGUCACCUGAACAGAUAAGACAGCAGUAUGCAAGCAGCCAAAACAGUGAAAGCUUAACUUCAAACCUUACUAAGGUUAGACUUACAACUGAAGGCAAUGUAUGUCUGACUAAAUGCAUGAAGAAAUUCUUUGGAAAAUACGAUGUUCACUCAAACGCCACUAAUCCUGCCAUAAAAUUAGACUGCUCUGAUACAAUAGAAUCUGAAAAUUUCAACGGUCCGAAUGGCAAAAGCUUCCUUAUUUCAUGCACUAAAUCAUGCAUUGACCCUGAUCUAACUCUAAAGGGCACUAAGGUUUAUACAUCAGACUCCUCAAUUUGCAAGGCUGCUUUACAUUCAGGUGCAAUACCAAAAGAUGGUGGUGAGGCUAUACUAACUGUUCUAAAUGGUUUAAGUGAAUAUGGGAACUGCCAUGGACAUUUCGGAAUUACAAGUCAGAAAUCAAAUGUUCCAUUUAUGAGAUCAUUUUCACUUCACAGGGCGCCUAAACUUAUACACCUAUCUUGUCAAGAUACUGCAGUAUUUGUUCUAAAAAUGCAUAUUGGGACUAGAGUACUGUUGGAUUGUCCACCAGGAUGCAAAGAUGCCAAGCCUUAUAACGUUUUUGGAACUGGGGUUUACAGUCCAACAUCUUCAUUAUGUCAGUCUGCAAUUCACUCUGGAAAACUUGAUAACGAUGGAGGUGAAGUUGAGAUAGAAGUUGAGGGAGAGAGAAAUACAUUUGACUCCAAUGAAUCUAAUGGAAUUUUAUCGCAAUCAAGUGGGCAUUAUUUAAAAAGUUUUAAGAUAAUUAAAGUGAGGAAAAGAAAUGAAUAA